GGGAGGGUGUGACGUCAUUAGAAUGCGCCCCCUGAGUUAAGGCUGUUUCUUGCUGCCGGAAGUAGUGCAGGUGGAGUGAGAAGGGUUUGUUCGGGGUCGAGGCGAUUCCUGGUUGGCCUUUGGGGAUCUUGCACGUGCAGAUGCGAUUUCAGCAGUUGAAGUCGUACAAAAUAGAUCUUACAACUCAUAGCAUCUUCAGAAAAGACCCACUCAGAUACAUAGAAGGCUCAUGUCAUCAGGAAUGCCUCCAGAAAGUGUUACAGCAACCAGCAACAGUGAUGUUCAAUCAAAAACAACAUGUAGCAUUGAUCAGAUGAAAGCCAAAGACUUGGUGUUGGAAAAGGUGGACAAUAUUAAAACCAUGUCAAAGAGACAAAGGAAGAAGCUAAUGAAACAGAAACAGUGGGAAGAACAGAGAGACUUGCGCAAGCAGAGACGUAAAGAAAAACGCUUGAAAAGAAAACUGGAACGCCGGUCUCAAUUGGAAUCAAGCAAUGAAGGAAGUAUCAAGAAACAGAUGCGUAGAGAUGUUGUCCCUAGUACACUUCGCCUUAUUAUAGACUGCAGUUUUGACCGUUUAAUGGAGCUAAAGGAUGUCAAGAAACUUCACAAGCAAAUUCAGAGGUGUUACGCAGAAAAUCGUAAAGCACUCCAUCCUGUGCAGUUUUAUUUGACCAGCCAUGGAGGCCAGUUGAAAGACAACAUGAAUCAGACUGACAAAGGUUGGGUAAACUGGAAGGACAUUCACAUUAAAUCAGAGCAUUAUAGUGAGCUGGUGAAGAAAGAAGAUCUUGUAUACCUUACAUCAGACUCUCCCGAUAUUCUGAAUGACCUAGAUGAGUCUAAAGCCUAUAUUAUAGGAGGAUUAGUGGAUCACAAUCAUCACAAGGGAAUAACAUACAAAAGAGCACAAGAAGAGGGCAUCCGCCAUGCACAACUUCCGUUAGGUGUCUUUGUGAAAAUGAACAGUAGAAAAGUUCUGGCAGUUAAUCAUGUAUUUGAGAUAAUUCUUGCAUACUUGGAGAAAAGAGACUGGAAAGAAGCAUUUUUCACAGUUUUGCCACAGAGGAAAGGAGCCAAGCCUCUGAAUGAGACAACUGAUGUGCCUACGAGCAAGUCUCAAGAUUCUGAAAGCAUUCAAGAUGAAAUCUCAGAUAGUGACUAACCAUCACAUAUUCAUUAGUGGAAAGGGGCCACGGAUACCAAAGUGUGGAAGCUGAAUGUAUAUACAGCAGUGAUACGCAGACUGCUCUGGAACUCUUUAUGAAAUAAUGUAAAUAUAUACUCCAAUUUACAGUAGGAAUAUAUAUUUACCUAUAAAAUACUUGAUUUUUAAUAUGUAGGUACUAAGCAAAAUUGCAGUUAAGAGUUUUAUGUUUCCCAAGGAAGCUGAUAUUUGAUGGUGGUUAUGGUUUUUUUGGACUCUGGCCAUGUUCUGAAGGUUGUUCUUCUUAACAUUUCACCAGUCUCUGUGGCCGGCAUCUUCA
Molecule: messenger RNA, 1487 nt
Organism: Pogona vitticeps (central bearded dragon)
Lineage: Eukaryota; Metazoa; Chordata; Lepidosauria; Squamata; Agamidae
Gene: TRMT10A
Product: tRNA methyltransferase 10A
Biological process (GO): tRNA N1-guanine methylation
Cellular component (GO): cytosol; nucleus; nucleoplasm
Molecular function (GO): methyltransferase activity; tRNA binding
Source: RefSeq, a predicted model, not a curated record